AUGUCGUCCGCCUACAACCCGAUCAAGCUCCGCCGGAAGAAGAAUGUCAAGAAGGGUAUUCAGUUUUGUCUGAUGGUCUGCGGUGCCAGCGGAACUGGUCGCACAACUUUCGUCAACACUCUCUGCGGAAAGCAGGUUUUGCAAGGCAAGGAUGCGGAUGAUGCCGCCAAUGCUCACCUUGAGGAGGGUGUCCGCAUCAAGCCAGUGACCGUGGAGCUCGAAUUGGACGACGAGGGCACCCGAAUCUCUCUCACCAUUGUUGAUACCCCGGGUUUCGGUGACCAGAUUGACAACGAAGCCAGGCAUAUUGUGGGAUACCUAGAACGCCAAUACGACGACAUCCUCGCGGAGGAAUCACGAAUUAAGCGAAACCCCCGAUUCCGGGAUAACCGUGUUCAUGUCCUUUUGUACUUCAUCACACCAACCGGUCACGGCCUCCGUGAGCUGGACAUCGAAUUGAUGAAGCGUCUCUCCCCACGUGUUAACGUUAUUCCCGUUAUCGGAAAGGCCGACUCGCUCACACCUGCGGAACUUGCCGAGUCCAAAAAGCUCAUUAUGGAAGACAUUGAGCACUACCGCAUUCCUGUUUACAACUUCCCUUACGAUAUCGAGGAGGAUGACGAGGACACCGUGGAGGAGAAUGCUGAGCUGCGGGGGCUGAUGCCGUUUGCUAUCGUUGGCUCGGAUGACUUUGUUGAGAUUGACAACCGCAAGGUGCGAGCCAGGCAGUACCCCUGGGGUGUUGUCGAGGUCGAGAACCCCCGGCACUCAGACUUCUUGGCAAUCCGAAGUGCCCUGCUCCACAGCCACCUGGCAGACUUGAAGGAGAUCACUCAUGAUUUCCUGUAUGAGAACUACCGUACCGAGAAGCUCAGCAAGAGCGUUGAUGGUGCUGCUACGACCGGUACCGAUUCAUCGAUCAACCCCGAAGACCUGGCUACUCAAUCCGUCCGCCUUAAGGAAGAACAGCUCCGCCGCGAAGAAGAGAAGCUCCGCGAGAUUGAGCUCAAGGUGCAGCGUGAGAUCGCUGAGAAACGCCAGGAACUGUUGGCUCGUGAGAGUCAACUGAGGGAGAUCGAGGCCCGCAUGGCCCGCGAGGCAAGCCAAGGAGAGGGCACCGAGGUCGAGCAGUAA
Messenger RNA from Aspergillus mulundensis, 1134 nucleotides. It is a transcript of the gene aspA, whose product is annotated as putative septin AspA. The transcript has 6 exons. Gene Ontology annotation, cellular component: septin complex; cytosol; microtubule cytoskeleton. The coding region runs from base 1 to 1134 and encodes 377 amino acids. Gene Ontology annotation, biological process: cytoskeleton-dependent cytokinesis. The record is from RefSeq and is a predicted model, not a curated record. NCBI's taxonomy places the organism in Eukaryota, Fungi, Ascomycota, Eurotiomycetes, Eurotiales, Aspergillaceae. Gene Ontology annotation, molecular function: GTP binding; molecular adaptor activity; GTPase activity.